AAGCUGUCGAGCUCCAGUCAGACUCCAGUAUCACUAGAGACGACAACCGGACCAUAACACCGCGCACCCUCCGCUGGCGAUCCAGUUUAAAGUGAUUCGAGUUCAGGUCAUACGAGAUCGCCCGUGUGUGUCUUUCGUACGGGGGAAUAGGUUACUAACGACCCCAGAGAUGCCCUCCGACAGACCUUUCAAACAAAGAAGGACCUUUGCCGACAGAUGCAAAGAGGUCCAGCAGAUUCGGGAGCAGCACCCCAACAAAAUACCUGUGAUCAUUGAGAGGUACAAGGGCGAGAAGCAGCUUCCUGUUCUGGACAAAACCAAGUUCCUGGUCCCGGACCACGUCAACAUGAGCGAGCUGGUCAAGAUCAUCAGGCGCCGGCUGCAGCUGAACCCCACCCAGGCCUUCUUCCUGCUGGUGAACCAGCACAGCCUGGUGUCCGUCUCCACGCCCAUCUCCGACAUCUACGAGCAGGAGAGGGACGAGGACGGCUUCCUCUACAUGGUGUACGCCUCGCAGGAGACCUUCGGCUGCUAGGGGCCGAGAGACGGGACCUCCUAACGCUGCGGAGGGAGGGGGGGGGGGGAGGAGGAGGAGGGAGGAGGGAGGAGGAGGAGGGAGAAGGCAAGGCCCCCUUCGUGCUGCUGACAUCCCAGCAAGGAGGCUGUAGGCCCGCACCACACAUCAACCGACAGAUAGAUAGUGGAUACCCUCCCUCCCCCCUCCCAAACAGAGGAUCAAUAGUUAUCAGCCGUCUCAUUUCCCAGUCCUAAUGGAUCCCUUUGACAGUAGCGUAGCGGCCAGUAGGGGGUCUGUAGGGGGUAGCAGGGAGGGGUGUUCCCACCUGCCGUGGGUCCGGAGGGGGAGCCCGGGGCUGUGUGUUCCCGAGCAGUCCCCCCAACGUCCCCGUAGGUAGUUUAGCUCUUUGAAUUGAUUCACCUUCCAUCGUGGCAACAGUGGAACACAUGCUAGUCACGCUAACCCCGUCGACCCCUAGUGUUGUUAUAGAUAACUUGAUUUAAUUUGUGUAGCUCUUUCCAACUCACUUUGUUUUUAAGUUUGCGAUACAAGACACUAGUAGCUACUUAGUGUGUCCUAUACAUUGUGUGUGUGUGUUUAAAUGUAGAACCUUUAUCACUAGCCUGACACUAAAUAACAAUUAGGUUGAUCCAUGUUUAUAUAUUCAUCUUACUGUACUUCAAACAUAUACACAUGCAUGGGCCGGUGCUCCCUUAGCCUUCGUCUGUGCAGAUCGUUGUCCCGCCAAGUCCCGACUUCACCCAACGCCCCCUCAUGGUGGCCGGCCAGUCAGGGACCCCCUGGCAGGUUUGUUCAGUAGCAUUUAUGAUGCUGGUACUCCCUCUGGGUAAUCUGGUAACAUUAACCAGUCUAGAGUACCCAUUCUACGGGAUAUUAGCCUGUGCUACUAUGAGUUAGCAUGAAGGCUCUUAAAUGCUACCGGGCAUUAGCCGAUGCUACUUGCCUGUACAGUGAGCCUAUUGUACUAGCGAUUAGCAUUUUAGAUUCUUAAAUGCUACUGGACAGGAAGCUGACUUUAACAAAGCCUGCAUGGACACUUCUUCAGGUUUGAGUCUCGUCUCCCCCCACCCCCUCCGUUAGUUUGUUGUCCAUACUUUUGUGUACCGGACUCCUCUGUCGGAGACUCCUGUUCUUCAGAUCAGUGUGUGAUGUGAAACUAGACGAUAGAUUAUUAUAUACAAGUAUAACACAGGACAUGAGCUUAUUUUGCACAUAUCAAAUUAAUGAAUACUAGAAAAAAAACAAGUAUUUGGGUUGAUAGAAAUUCAAUGUCUGUUCUCUAAAAGGAUUGAGUGUUUCUUUUUUAAUCUGUCCCAUCUGUCUCAUCUGAUUUCAUAGAGAAGAGGUUGUGAUUCACUAAAAACCUUGCAUGUUGUUUUUCCCUCUUAAUGUUUUUUAUAUUAAUGUAAACUCAUUUCACGCGAUAGAUCUAAACGACUGUAUUGAGUUUAUUUAAAACAAAUGUCUUUUUAAAGUUUUCAAACCAAAAACUGUGUAUAUCUACGUUUGAGACACAACAAAAAAAUGUGUGCGUAUAAACUAUCAUAUAAUCGAUUGUUUUUACAUGUUUUUAUUUCUAUUUCCGACAUCACUACUUGGAUAAGUGUACAUAGAUGCAGUGCUACUUUUACUUUAAGCAGUUGCCAAUAAUAAAGAAAUAUGUUGCCUUGAA
Gadus chalcogrammus (walleye pollock) is the source of this 2210-nucleotide messenger RNA. RefSeq names its product microtubule-associated protein 1 light chain 3 alpha (gene map1lc3a). Bases 170 to 535 code for a protein of 121 amino acids. The transcript is spliced from 4 exons. Gene Ontology annotation, biological process: cellular response to nitrogen starvation; macroautophagy; autophagy of mitochondrion. Gene Ontology annotation, cellular component: autophagosome membrane; cytosol; autophagosome. Lineage: Eukaryota; Metazoa; Chordata; Actinopteri; Gadiformes; Gadidae. Gene Ontology annotation, molecular function: ubiquitin protein ligase binding. The record is from RefSeq and is a predicted model, not a curated record.